This is a messenger RNA of Plectropomus leopardus (leopard coralgrouper), 1154 nucleotides long. RefSeq names its product glutamyl-tRNA amidotransferase subunit C (gene gatc). Gene Ontology annotation, biological process: regulation of translational fidelity; mitochondrial translation; glutaminyl-tRNAGln biosynthesis via transamidation. Gene Ontology annotation, cellular component: mitochondrion; glutamyl-tRNA(Gln) amidotransferase complex. Lineage: Eukaryota; Metazoa; Chordata; Actinopteri; Perciformes; Serranidae. The record is from RefSeq and is a predicted model, not a curated record.
CUGCCACUUCCUCCUCUAGGCUAGUGACGACAAGGCGUUAGCUUAAUCCAUGCUAGGAUUGACCUUCCUGUUACGUUAGUAAAUAUUUACAAAAUGUGACACAGUUUGUGUACAAUUUGGGCAAAGCUGGCGACGUAAUUGUCCCGAAAAUGUCGAGCCUCGCAGCCAGACGCGCAUGUUGUGGCGUGUCGCUGAAAAUUACUCGGCCUUCAUUUAACCUGUCAAGAUACGAUGGAUGCUCACAAACACACGUGGAGAACUUGCACAGAAGAAGAAACAGAUGCCUGCAGAGCUACACAAUAACUGUAACUCGUCUUUUAAGCUCUCAACCACACAAUUCAAAGGUACCACAGGCUGCAACAUGGAAACCAGUACCAGAGGACCAACUUCCCCCGCCUACCCAAAUCCCUGCUGACCUGGUGGACAAACUGGAGCGACUUGCCCUGGUUGAUUUCCGCACUAAACAGGGACUUGACUGUUUGGAGAAAGCUAUACGGUUUGCAGACCAACUUCAUGUUGUUGACACGUCAGGGGUUGAACCAAUGGAUUCUGUUCUGGAAGACAGGUCAUUACACCUGAGGGACGACGCAGUGAUGGAAGGGGACUGUGCUGAAGAACUGCUUCAGCUCUCCAAAAACACAGUUGAAGAAUAUUUUGUGGCACCACCAGGAAAUAUUCCCCUACCAAAGAGGGAGGAGAGGGCCACCAUGCUGAAGCACUCAGAGUUCUGAUAUUUAUCCCAAAUUUUCCAUCUGGGAAGUUGUUUUUUCAAACAAACCAAAAAAAAAGAAAGAAAAGAACUCCAUCUAACUGCUAGUCAUGCAUCCAGUUUUUGUAUUUUUCAGUUUCAUUUGACACCUGCUGUAUAGUUUUCAUUCUUUAGUUUCAGUUUCAUGUUGUUGAAAUUGUGAAUGAGCAGUGUGUUGCCAACCUGUAUUGCUUCUGGCAGUACAUUGUUUUAAUGUUAUUUGUGUCUUGUUUUUAUUCUAGUGUUUUUCAAAAAACAAUACGUAAUUUUCUCUUUCUGUUUUGUUUCCAUAGAAAAUGUCUUUUAUGAACAGGUGGUUAUCAUGUCAUGUGAUGGAAUGAUUUGCAUUCCUAGUUCAAACUAGACUGUCCUGAUUUGACCAUACAUAAGAUAAUCCAGCCCUCUA